Messenger RNA from Prosopis cineraria, 1961 nucleotides. Its product is annotated as plant intracellular Ras-group-related LRR protein 5-like. The record is from RefSeq and is a predicted model, not a curated record. Lineage: Eukaryota; Viridiplantae; Streptophyta; Magnoliopsida; Fabales; Fabaceae. The transcript has 3 exons. Bases 106 to 1692 code for a protein of 528 amino acids. Gene Ontology annotation, molecular function: protein binding.
UGCCUUGUGCAGAGAAGCCAGAACACUGGGUAUCGUAUAAAACCACCCCUUAUUUCACCCCUUUGCUUCAUCCUCCAUCUUGCUUGAGGGUUGGCUGAGAAAACCAUGCCCAUGGCCAUGGCGCCUACGAAGGACCCACCAUCACCGGCCUUUCUUGCCACUGUUGCUGAGCUUACGAGAAUUUACAGAUCGCUUCCCCCUCGACCUUCGAUUGAAGAAGUCCAAGCUGCCAAUUCUGCAAUUGAAACUGUCAAUAGCGAGGAGAAUAUGAAACUCCAAGAAAUCUCAAUGCAGCAAGUCCCUGACGGUGUUCCUGAGCAGCUUUUCUCUGUGUUACAAGAGUUGAAGAAGACUGUGGUCUUGUUCCAGGGCCUUGAACAGAGGAGAGAAGCUCUCCAUCUUCUUCAACAAGAGAAGAUGUUUCAGACCCUUGGUGAUCUUAUCCAGAGGGCUUCUCAAUUCGUUUCCGGGGAUGCUCCGGAACCGGAACGGCCCAAUUUAGCCGAAGCAGCGGGGAAAAUCGAGACAGAUGUUGGUAUCGGUGAUGACAGUCUAGUGAAGGGAAAGGAAGACGGAGACAAACCGGAGAAAAUUAACCUCAUCGUUGCAGAAAGAUCCUCCGCGAAGACGUCUUUCUCUGCUGAUGAUGGAAACGCCCAGAAAUUAAGUCUCAUGAAAUUGGCCACAGUUAUCGAAAAUUGUGCUAACAAUGGAGUGGCAAUCCUUGAGCUAAGAGGGAAACUUGAGGACCGGAUGGAAUGGUUGCCUGUUUCAAUUGGGAAACUGUCUCAUGUAUGUGAGAUGGACCUAUCUGAGAACAGCAUCAUGGCUCUUCCUUCCACCUUUGGGGGUCUCAAGGCCCUAACAAAGCUCGAUCUUCACGCCAACCAGCUUAUAAACCUUCCACACUCUUUUGGAGAAUUGAUAAACCUCACUUAUCUUGACCUUCACGCCAAUAGAUUGAGAUCACUGCCAGCUUCUUUUGAGAAGUUGGAGAAUCUCAUUGAUCUUGACCUGAGUUCAAAUGAGUUCUCACAAUUACCAGAUUUGAUUGGGAAUUUAAGAAGCUUGAGAAGGUUAAAUGUUGAGACAAAUGAACUCGAGGAGCUACCUUAUACAAUUGGAAAAUGUUCAUCACUGGCAGAGCUGAGGCUAGAUUUUAAUCAGCUCAAAGCACUUCCUGAGGCAAUUGGCAAUAUUGAGUGCUUAGAGAUUUUAACUCUGCACUAUAACAGAAUUAAAAAGUUGCCUACUACAAUGGGGAACUUGUGCAGACUGAAGGAACUUGAUGCUAGCUUUAAUGAACUGGAAUUUGUGCCAGAGAUCUUAUGUUUUGCUGUUAGUCUGAAGAAAUUAAAUGUGUCGAAUAACUUUGCAGACCUAAGAGCCUUGCCAAAAUCAAUUGGGAAUCUUGAAAUGCUUGAGGAGUUGGAUAUAAGUGAUGAUCAAAUAAGAGCAUUACCAGAGUCUUUCAGGUUCUUGUCCAAAUUGAGAGUUUUUCGUGCUGAACAGACUCCUCUUGAAUUGCCGCCCAGAGAAGUUGUCAAAUUGGGUGCUCAGGAAGUUGUGCGGUACAUGGCUGAUUUUGUAGCCAAGAGGGAUGCGAAAUUUGUGGUACUGACGAAGAAGAAGAAGAGGGGAUUUUGGUUCUGGUUUUGCUCAAUAUUCUGCCCCCAACAGAGAAGAUUUUGAAUGAAACCAUGUCAUUAAGCUCUCUCAUCACAUUACAUUUUGCCCUCCAUGUAAUUUGGAAAGCCUUUCCGGAAGGAAAUGUUCAAUACUUGUGGACUUUGCUUUGUUGUCUUGCGAGUGUUUUAUAUAAUAAGACUGUAAAUUUCUGGUGUGACUGUCAGUCUGUCUGUUGAAAAUCAGAUGGACGUAAACAACCACUGUCAUUGUAAUACCAGGAACAUCAUCCUGGUCAUGCUCUGUAUAAAAUGGUUGUCUUUAUUUGUGAUUCA